UUGUGCGUGUUCACCCUUAAUAAAGUUUGGUAUAGUUACUUUUUAUUAAAAUAAUAAAUUAAAACAAUUUUAUUGAUAUUAUAAAAAUAAACGAUUUGUUGCUUAGACUCUAGUUCAAACUUAGUUCAAAUGGUUAGGCUGUUCUUCUAGCCCAAAAAGUAUUUACACAAUUCCUUAUACAUACACAAUAACCCCAUAAGUAAUUUAUUAAAGUUUCUUAAUAAGUAGGUACCUUAUAUAAAGUUUUGUGGUUCACUUUUAUGUUUAGUGACCCCCUCAACUUAAAUUACGUUAACACUGUCUGAACUAAAUAAUGGGAUAUGAUGAUGUAGUUACACUAUUGGGAGAUUUUGGAAGGUACCAAAGGAGAAUUCAUUUUCUCUUAUGCCUUCCUGCAAUUGUAUGUGCUUUUCACAAGAUGGGAAAUGUUUUCUUAUUGGCAGAGGCUGAUCAUAGAUGUUUUUUAGACAAAUAUCCAAAUUCAAGUUUCAUUUUAUCAAACGAAAUUUUAAACGCUUCAAUACCAUGGGAAGAAGAAAAACGGAAAUACUCUUCAUGCUCGAUGAUAUCAGGUGAUGCUAUAGUACCUUGUAAAAAAUACGUUUAUGAUCAUAGGAAAUACCAGAGCAGUGCAAUUUUUGAAUGGAAUUUGGUUUGUGAUAAAGCAUCAUUUUCUGCAAUUGGGGAUGCCAUUUUUAUGGUGGGCGUGGGUCUAGGAUCUAUUAUAUUUGGAUAUCUUUCAGACAAAUUUGGUCGUAAAAUAAUAUUCUUCAUGUCUUUGGUAGUACAACUUUUGUUUGGAAUUAUUUGCGGUAUUGCUCCUGAAUUUUGGACAUUUACAUUGUCUAGAGCCAUAGUCGGAGCUACGACAUCAGGGGUAUUUUUAGUAGCUUACGUCAUAGCAUUAGAAAUGGUGGGGCCUACUAAAAGAAUGGUAGCGGGCACUGUUUGCCAAAUGUUUUUCUCAACUGGCUACAUGUUAACUGCUGCUUUUGCAUAUUACAUAACGGACUGGCGAAAUCUUCAGAUAGCUUUAACAGUCCCCGGAGUGUUUUUCUUAUGCUAUUGGUGGUUUAUUCCUGAAUCGGCAAGGUGGUUAGUUUCGAAAAAUAGAGUGCCUGAGGCGGUAAAAUUAAUACAGAAAGCCGCUAAAGAAAAUAAAGUCAAUGUGUCUGACCAGCACAUAGAAAUGCUUUUAAAAGACGAUAUAAGAUCGAAAGAUCCUAACGUUAAAACCGCCACUAUCUUUGAUGUCUUCAGGCAUCCGAAUUUAAGGCGGCGAUCACUUAUAAUAUUCUUCGAUUGGUUUGCUAAUAGUAUGACAUAUUACGGUCUAUCUUGGAAUACAAAAAAUUUAGGGGGAAAUGAUUAUCUAAAUUUUGUGAUUUCCGGAGCUGUUGAAAUACCCGCAUACACUUUCUUACUCUUCACAUUAAACAGAUGGGGCCGUAAAUAUUUAUUAUGCGGCUGUAUGAUUACAGCAGGAAUUGCCUUAAUUCUUACUAUGGCUGUGCCAAAUUCUCAUCAGUGGUUAGUAGUUACAUUAGCAAUGAUUGGAAAAUUAGCGAUCACGUCCAGUUAUGGUACAAUUUAUGUUUUUUCUACCGAACAAUUUCCAACUGUUAUUAGAAACGUUGGACUUGGAGCAGGCUCAACUUCAGCUAGAAUUGGAUCUGUGUUUGCGCCUUUAAUAAAUUUUACAAGUGUGGCGUGGAAGCCAUUGCCAAUGGUAAUUUUUGGAUGUAUGGCUCUUAUUGGAGGUUGUUUGUCCUUAGUAUUACCCGAGACCCUUAAUAGGAAACUACCAGAAACUAUCGAAGAUGGAGAGAAUUUUGGGAAGAAAAAAGUGGAAACUAAAGUAACACUUGAAGAGAUGCAAGAAUUAAAUGCAGUAAAAACUGUAGAAGACUUGGAAGGUGGUAACUAAUGACUAAACGCACAAUAAUUUAUAAAUACUUGCAUUUAGUAAUGUUGCAUUGAAUGGAGUUUAUUCCUGAAGGUCAUUUUUCUUGUUUAAUUUAAUUUUGGAAAGUAAAAGAUUUUUUGUGUUCAAGCUACAAGGUGUUUUAGAUAAGUCACUUUUUACUGCAAAUUUUAAAUAAUGUUGAGUUCAAGUCAAAGACAUUCCACAAUUUUAUUCGCGUCUUUAAGUAUAAAAAUCGGCAACAAAUAUUCAGUAACUUAUUUAGUUUUAAUUUAAAGUAUUUAAGGUAUAAUUUCAGCAGAUCUAUAUAUUAAUGAUGGUACGUAUAUGUCACUUUUUACAUAAUAUUGUGAAAAUAUUGUUAAUAUAAAUAGGAUAAAUAAUAACCACCAAUAUGUUCACGGUAGCAACCAAUCGCCAUUACAAGUACAAGAAAAAUAUAUGUGCUUUCCUUUGUAAUUUCUGUUUAUAACAAACUGUAAUGGUGGUCAGUAUGUAAACUAAAUGAAUGUAUAACAGAAGACAUGUUCCAAAAGAUAAGCAAAUUAUUUGAAACACCUUGUACCUUAUAUGUACCUAUUGGGGUGGUCAUUUUUCCAUGAGUUUGGUAAAACCAAAUUGAAUCUCUUUGAAAAAUAAUCACCUUGUGUGAGAUAAAAAAUUGUUGCUACGGUUUUAUAUUAUUAUUUAUUAUAAUAUCGAAGUUUGUCAUUAAUAAACAAAGACUAGGCCCGGUAUUUCAUGUAGUUAAUAAUUUUAAAAAAUGCACACAUUUUGCAGAGUAUUACACAUUAUAAGAAAAAAAUUAUGUUGGAUCUCAACACAGAAAUUUUAAGUGUUUUGUACAAUAAAACUCUUAAAUCUGUAAUGUGCAUUUUAACCAGAAACUAUUCAGUAUUGUACGAACCAGAACUGCCAGAAUAAACUAAAAUAUUCAGAUACUUAAGAAAAACAAGUAUAAAAAAUAAUAUAUUUCCAUUUAAACCGGCGAUAAUGAUGGUCAGACUUUUUAAAUGUUUUUUUUUUGUUUAGUAUGUUUUUUUUACGAACUUUACACCUUUUUGUUUAUAAAUGUUAUUUAAAUUAUAGUUGAAGCCCUUAUCUACUUUUUGGAUCCAGUUUUAUAUGUAAAAAGCACAAAACAACUUAAGAUUUUAUUAUAAAGUUUUUUGCAUUACUUGUUAUACUCGAUUUUGGAGUAUUUGAGUGUAUGUACUUUUUUUAAUAAAUGGUGCUAUGCAUUA
Molecule: messenger RNA, 3168 nt
Organism: Agrilus planipennis (emerald ash borer)
Lineage: Eukaryota; Metazoa; Arthropoda; Insecta; Coleoptera; Buprestidae
Gene: Orct
Product: organic cation transporter protein
Exons: 12
Coding region: 314-1927 (537 amino acids)
Biological process (GO): transmembrane transport
Cellular component (GO): membrane
Molecular function (GO): transmembrane transporter activity
Source: RefSeq, a predicted model, not a curated record